Messenger RNA from Zingiber officinale, 2374 nucleotides. Its product is annotated as cytokinin dehydrogenase 3-like. Bases 666 to 2231 code for a protein of 521 amino acids. The record is from RefSeq and is a predicted model, not a curated record. The transcript is spliced from 5 exons. NCBI's taxonomy places the organism in Eukaryota, Viridiplantae, Streptophyta, Magnoliopsida, Zingiberales, Zingiberaceae. Gene Ontology annotation, molecular function: cytokinin dehydrogenase activity; FAD binding. Gene Ontology annotation, biological process: cytokinin metabolic process.
GAGGAAGAAAGAACCCAAUAAGGGGAAAUGAGGCGUUGAUCUUAGUAAAUGGGAGGUCAGGAGGUUCACAUGCUUCCUUCUUCCUGGAUUUGGGGCCCCAUUAGAUUCUGUACAAGGACCUAGAACUCUCUUGCCCCACAGCAGAGUAAGAUCUAUCCUCUUUCCCUUUUCAUUGAAAAGAUUGUUUGGUUCUUGUCUCCCUUCUUGCUCAUAUAUAUUUUUUUACUGUGGGCCUCUUCCAUCUUCAUCUUCUCAUUGUUUUAAGGAGCUAGAGAGAUACUUUUGUGCUAUGCUCGUUAUCUUGCAUCCUAUCCAGUUGCUGAUUGCCUCUCCUUUCCUGUUCAAUAUCUUUCUCAUAUACCUUUCACCUUUCUCUCUGAUACUCUCCUUUUGUCUAGAACUUCUUUUGUUUUUUUCUCUUUAACUUAUAGCACAUUAGUUUUUGCUGUUCUUCACCUGAUAUAUAAGCAUGAUCAUAAUCUUCUCACUAGACACGCAAACUAAGCUUUUCUACUGCAAAAUCACUCCUUUUGCAGUUGAAACAGUGGCUAAGAAGAAGCAGAGCAAUGGAUUUUUUGCUUUCUAAAGAAUGCCAUGCAAUCCAUUAGAUUCCACUCCAAUUGAGGUCCCAAGUUUUCAUAAUCAGCUUGAGCAAGUUGUUCUCUAUGGAGUUUGCUUUCAUCUUUACUAAGAUCAAUAUUCUCAUCAUCAUAUUGGCAAUCUGUUCUCCAUGCAAGUUCAUCCAGAGUCCAAUGGACUUUGGUUCCUCAAGCCUUCUCCAAACCACCAACACAUCAUCCAUAGACUUUGGAAGAAUUAUAUUCAGCCCUCCCUCUGCAGUUCUGAGGCCUCAAUCCACAGACGACAUCUCACUUCUCCUCACCUUCCUCUCUGCUUCAUCCUUCAGCAAAGUAACAGUUGCAGCAAGAGGAGCUGGGCACUCUAUCCAUGCGCAAUCUCAAGCCCUUGAUGGAAUUGUCAUAGAAAUGGACUCUCUCCCUUCUGACAUUCACAUUCACAAGAAAUUAGAUGAUGAGCAUGGCUUCUCUUAUGCUGAUGUUAGUGGUGGUGCUCUCUGGGUGGAGCUUUUAGAGGAGAGCUUAAAGUUUGGAUUGGCUCCAAGGUCUUGGACCGACUACCUUUACCUCAGCAUUGGAGGGACUCUCUCCAAUGGUGGCAUCAGUGGCCAAACCUUCAAGUAUGGGCCUCAAAUCAGCAAUGUUCUUGAACUAGAUGUGGUGACAGGAAAGGGAGACUUGAUAACAUGCUCACCCACCAAAAGUUCAGAGCUUUUCUUUGCAGUUCUUGGUGGGUUAGGCCAGUUUGGGAUCAUAACAAGGGCAAGAAUCCUACUCCAGGACGCUCCAGAGAAAGUGAAAUGGUUCAGAGCCUUUUAUGAUGAUUUUGACAUCUUCAUCAAGGACCAAGAGCUGUUGGUUUCAAUGCCAGAUUUGGUGGACUAUCUUGAAGGGUUCGUAGUUCCAAAUGAAGAAUCACUUCUCAGCUCCUCCAUUGCCUUCCCUGCUCCUCUUCAUUCAGUACCAUCAUUUCACUUGUCCAACGUCUACUACUGCAUCGAGUUUGCUGUUCAUGAUUUCCAAGUUGAACCCUCCGUUGUAGAACAAACCGUGGAGAAAAUAACCACACAGAUGAGCUACCUGCAACCCUAUAUUUACAGUGUGGAGGUAUCCUACUUCGAUUUCCUAAACAGGGUUAGGAUGGAAGAGAUGAGCUUGAGGGCUAGGGGACUCUGGGAAGUUCCCCACCCAUGGCUCAACAUGUUUGUGCCCAAAUUUGGAAUCAAAGAGUUCAAGGACCUAUUGAUGGACAACAUGUCACUAAAUCAAUUCAAAGGCCCAAUCCUCAUUUACCCUAUUCUCAAGAACAAAUGGGACACAAACACAUCGGCGGUGUUACCUGAUACGGAGGACCUGAUAUACAUCGUCGGGGUGCUUCAGUCCGCCGCUCCGGCGAUCUGCUCCGCCGAGUGCCUCGCCGGCAUCGUCCGCCGAAACCGCCGGAUAGUGGGGGCUGCCUCCGCCGAGCGGAUUGGGGCAAAGCAGUACCUGGCGCAGCAACCUUCCCUGCUCCAUUGGCGCAGCCACUUCGGUGGGGAAUGGAACCGGUUCGUGGCGCGGAAGGCCCGGUUCGAUCCGCUUGCUAUAUUGGGUCCGGGUCAAGGGAUCUUUCCGAGAGUGCGAUUGCAUGGAGCCGAUUCUACGUGGCAGUAGGUAACUAGGUAUUUCUACAAAUCUGUAAUAAUUCCGAAAUUUAAAGCAUGAGUUGAUGCUAAUGAUCCGCCAAGUCAGAAAUUUUGGAACCAGAGUUUUGAUUUAAUUUUAGAUCAACAAAAUUGAUGAAAUGUUUAAUUGAA